GCGUGCCAUUAUUAGGCUUGAAGUUAGCUAUAAUCCAGAUUCGAAGACAACCUCUUAGUUCUCUAUUGUUCACAACCUCAUAGUUUUCCAUUGUUCAGUACACUGGCUAGAAUGCGGCAGCAAACGGUCGCCGUUAUUGGCGCUGGCUCCAGCGGGCUGUCCAUGCUGAAGACUCUUCGCGAUGAUGGCUUCAAGGUCACUUGCUACGAGAGGAGGAGUCAAGUCGGUGGCCUGUGGGCGUAUACGGAUGAUGAGACGAUGACCACCGCCCUUCCUAGUACCUCAGCAAAUAUCAGCAAAUAUACCUGCGGCAUGUCGGAUUUCCCAAUACCAGACAAGUAUCCGCAUUACCUGUCUCAAGCAGAAUUUCAGGAGUAUAUCGAGUCGUACGCGACUCACUUUGAUAUGCACAAGGACAUCGUUUUCAACGCUUUGGUGAAGCAAGCAUCUAGAAAUCAAGACGAUAGCAAGUGGCGGCUUGACCUCGUUGUAGACGGAGAGUCUCGAGUUGAAGAGUACGAUAAGGUAGCGUUUUGCCACGGGUACCAGACGAAAGCAAAAAUGCCCGACUUUGAGGGCGUCAAGAACUUCGACGGCAAAAUUUUACACACGCAACAGUUUAGAAUGUCCGACGAGUUCAAGGGGAAGAAAGUCGUUGUGGUAGGAGUGUCCAGCACCGCUUCAGAUGUCCUGACUCUGCUUUUACCUGUCGCUUCGAAGGUUUACAUGUCACAUCGACGAGGAGCACUCAUAGUCCCCAAAUUUCGGAAAGGCUUCCCGCCGGAUUUGAUGUCCAACUGGCGGCGGCGUCAGAUCUUCUCUUUUCUGCAACGCACAUUUCCGAGGGUCUCCAGGUGGCUAGUGGACAAGCUCGUGGCACUCAUGAUGAAGCAGAUGUAUGGUGACUUGGAUCCGGCCUGGGGAUUGGGAACCCCUGCAUCUCUAAGCCUUUCGCCCCGCGCUUUGAAUGAGAACAUUAUCCCGUCGCUCAGGGAUGGAUCCUUGACUUCUUUACCAGGCAUCAAGCGCUUCGUCGGGCCAAGUUCGAUCGAGUUCGCAGACGGGACUGUCCUCGAUGACAUCGACGCCGUCAUCUGCGCCACGGGAUACCUGGCUGACUUCAGUAUGGCUACGUUCCUAGAGACCAGCCGACCAUCAAACUAUGGUGGCCCAGACAUGGCUAGGCUGUGGAUGAAUCUCUUCCCUCCUCGAUAUGCGGACUCUAUGGUCAUGCUUUGCCAUUCUGCGCUCGGAAAGAACAACGGCUUCUCUUUCUCUGACGUGACUUCAAUGGCAGUGAGCAAUGUGUGGCGUGGUGUCUAUCCGAUGUGGACUGUGAAAGAAAUGGGUAGGCAUAUAGAUAGUCACCAAGACUGGGUGGCGUCAAGAUGGCGCUUGGACAAUAACAUAGACACCUCGAUGGUAAAGACAUGGGAAUACCAAUCCUUCCUGCAUGAAGCUGCCGGUACGGGUAUGGAGAACCUCGGCUGGGGUUGGAAAGGUUGGAAGUUCUGGUUCCAGGACCCAAAGAUGUCCUAUAUGAUGAAUCAUGGCGUCGAAACGGCACAUGCAUUUCGGUAUUUUGAGACGGGUAAGAGGAAGGCGUGGCCGGGAGCAAAAGAGGCCAUCAUACACAUGAACGAGUUGGUCAAGAUGUUUCCCAUCAAAGACGAGAAGGAGAAGUAAUAGGCGGUGUGACGAAUUUCAUAUCAGAGGUAAAUGGGAUACCAAAUAUCCGCAAUCUAUGGCCGUAUGUGUAAGUACUUCGUUCAUAUACUUAAGUGAACGAAAGACCGUUUGAGGGUAUCGUAGCAUGGAUAUCUAUCCGGUUUAUAUAUACUUCUAAUAAGUGUGGUGAAGAAAGAGAUCAUGCGUUGAAGCAUGCUUUUUCUAAUGGGAGAUUCGGAAUCAGAAUGAAAUUGCCUUUCACGUUCAUACUUGC
Hyaloscypha bicolor E is the source of this 1942-nucleotide messenger RNA. Its product is annotated as putative dimethylaniline monooxygenase. The record is from RefSeq and is a predicted model, not a curated record. NCBI's taxonomy places the organism in Eukaryota, Fungi, Ascomycota, Leotiomycetes, Helotiales, Hyaloscyphaceae. The coding region runs from base 112 to 1686 and encodes 524 amino acids. Gene Ontology annotation, molecular function: NADP binding; flavin adenine dinucleotide binding; N,N-dimethylaniline monooxygenase activity. The transcript has 5 exons.